AUGGACCGGAGGUCGUCGGCGAGGAGGAGAGGCGAUCCUCACCCUCACCGCCGGGGCGCAAUGCACGGUGCCGCCGAGCAGCAGAAGCAGCAGCAGCAGCGCGGCCGGCCGCAGGGAACGCGGGCGGCGCCGCCCGUGCCGCCGGGCUACUUCACGGCGGAGCUGGUGCUGGCGUUCCUGUUCGUGGCCGUGUCGCUGGCGUUCCUCCCGCUGGUCCUGCCGCCGCUGUCGCCGCCGCCGUUCCUGCUGCUGCUGGUGCCCGUGGGACUGCUGGCCGUGCUCCUCGCGCUCGCGUUCGUGCCGCUCGACGCGCACAGCCACCUCGUCGUCGGCUCCUCCCGCUGA
Molecule: messenger RNA, 345 nt
Organism: Sorghum bicolor (sorghum)
Lineage: Eukaryota; Viridiplantae; Streptophyta; Magnoliopsida; Poales; Poaceae
Product: protein AUXIN-REGULATED GENE INVOLVED IN ORGAN SIZE-like
Exons: 1
Coding region: 1-345 (114 amino acids)
Biological process (GO): positive regulation of organ growth
Source: RefSeq, a predicted model, not a curated record